AUGAAUAUGACAAAUAAUAGUGUUGUUUCUGAUCCAACUCCAUUCCUUGCUCUCCCAAAUCCUUUGUUUGUUGUUCUUUUAUAUCGUUAUGGAUUGGGAUUGUUAUUUCUAUUAGGAUUCACAGGUAAUCUAGCAAGUAUGGCAACAUUUAUGCAAACAGCAUUACGUGUCACUUCUACAGGCUUUCUAUUUCUUAUUUUGGCUUUUUCCGAUAGUUUAUUUUUGCUUGUAUCAAUUUUCGAUUUUAUUGAAGUUGGUUUGAUACAAGGACCAAUUCUUUUAGCAAACUACGAUAGUCUAUGUCGAUUUCGCUGGUUUUCAAAAGGUUUUAUUCAAUUCUGUUCAGCUUGGAUUCUUGUUUUUGUCACAAUUGAUCGUUGGCUUAGAACAUGUUUUCCAUUUAAAGCCAAUAAAUGGUGUACACAUAAAAAUGUUAUCAUAGUUACAAUAUGCAUCAUAAUUAUUGCAAUUAGUUUACAUAGUCAUAUGUUAAGUGCCCAAUUCUUUGGUAGAUAUCAGCCUGGUAUUGCAACAAUAGCAUGUGGACCUAUACAGUUUACCGGUUCAUAUAUAGAUUUUUAUUUUACUCAAUGGCCUUUCAUUCAAGUAUUCUUUGUUUGUCUAAUUCCUGUAACAGUAAUGCUUCUUGGUAGCAUUGCCAUUCCUCGUACUAUACAGAAAACAAAAUCUCGUAUUCAAACAAUUGGAACGAAUCAGCCACAACAAUUACGUCAAGCACGUUUACAUCGACAAAUGUUGAUCUUGAUGAUAUCUAGUAUCAUGAUAUUUUUCGUCACGACAUUACCUGUCAAUCUUCGUCAAAUUGUAGGUGCUUAUGAAGUUUCUACUGGUCAAAAUACUGAUAUAAAUAAAAUUGUCAGUGAUACGGCUAUACUUACUGUACUACUCAGUUUAAACUAUGCCAUUAUUUAUCGAUUAGCUGGAGGUACAACUGGAAACAAUGCAAUUAAUAUUAAUCAUACUAUGAUGCCAUCAGUUGCAAAUGGAAAUGCUCAUACCAAUAUUCGUCAUAAUCAACCACCCACUUAA
Adineta steineri is the source of this 1050-nucleotide messenger RNA. NCBI's taxonomy places the organism in Eukaryota, Metazoa, Rotifera, Eurotatoria, Adinetida, Adinetidae. The record is from the annotation of a GenBank genome assembly.